Molecule: messenger RNA, 3332 nt
Organism: Rana temporaria (common frog)
Lineage: Eukaryota; Metazoa; Chordata; Amphibia; Anura; Ranidae
Gene: USP37
Product: ubiquitin specific peptidase 37
Exons: 24
Coding region: 328-3243 (971 amino acids)
Biological process (GO): protein deubiquitination; G1/S transition of mitotic cell cycle
Cellular component (GO): nucleus; cytosol
Molecular function (GO): cysteine-type endopeptidase activity; cysteine-type deubiquitinase activity
Source: RefSeq, a predicted model, not a curated record
GGGAGUCCGCUCACGCGUUCCUCAAAUCCGGGGACCCGCCCUACAGCCCCCCCCAAAGACCUCCCCACACACCCGAAAAACCAAACGGUGUACGGAAAUAAACGGGAGAGACAAAGCAAGGACCAGGACCGACGUCAUCGAUGUGCGCGGCGCGGGAUAGUAGAGGCAGAUGACGUCACUCCGCGCCUGACUGGGACGUUCGCUUCUGCGCUGAGAGGAUUGGGAGAUUCCCGCCAAAUCGUGCGCUGUGUGUGACAGGCGGAGGAAUCGGGCCCGGUGCCCCUACUGGAUCGCCCGUUUGUUUGAGAUCUCUACUAAUCUACGGAAAUGGCUUCCCUUAGCCUGAGGGGCUCCAUCCGGAUCCACUGCCUGAAUAUGGGGACAUCGAAGUGGAAGGAAGGCAGCUGUGAAGUUAUGGAAAAAGACAACAAAUACAUCCUCGUCGUGAGUUUCAAUGCUGGAGGUGUACCCGCAAGAUUUCAGCUCCAUCAGAACAUUAAAAAUGUUGUUUUGCGGCCGGCUGGAGUGAAACAAAGCAGGUUAUUGGUUACGUUGAAGGAUACCAGUUCUCUGACCAUUGAUAAGGUUGCAAGCAAAGAUGCAGAGGAGCUGAAACACUUUCUGGAGACCAUUAGUCAUGAAAAGGCUCAAACGGUAAAACCAGUUCAAGGAUCUGGAAGUUUUGGCUGCAUUCUGGGAAACAGAAGCGCCCAGCGAGACAGCAGCAGACCAUUAACUAACCACCAAAGUCAGACUCCUCCCAAAAGAGUGAGCUUUGACACCAAGGAAGAAACGCCAGUAAAAAAACAAAUUACUAAUAACGGACGAGUGCCUGGAAAACCCUCGCUGAAUGUUAUGACACCAAAUCGAGGUGGAAGUGGGCCUGUAACAUCUACUCCACAUCGGACCGGCUUAACCGAAACCAAGAGUGAAAAAAGGAAGAGAAUGCAGUCGCCAAGCUCUGACAUAGAAGAUUAUCCUAAAGAGAAUGAUUCAACUACCACCAAUAAGGCCUUAACUGAUCCAGGACGCAAGUUCCUAAAUAGCAGCCGUGAGAAGCAGCUAAAUCUGAAGCAGGCGGAGGAAAAUCGACCAGGAUUAAUGCCACUGCAGUCUUCAUCAUUUUACAGCAGGUCGUCUUCGAAGGAUUAUUCCCCAGUAAACACCUAUUCAGACAGGUCAUGUGGAUCUACCCAGCCUUCUGCAAAGAGAAGCUUGGUCCUCCCUUCUCAGCCCAGCCCUCUGUCUGUGAAGAAACUGCGACCCAAUCAGGACUACACAGGAUGGAAUAAAUCACGGGUUCUCUCCAAUCACCCCCAACCUCAACAGCUACAAGGUUUUUCCAACCUGGGGAACACUUGCUACAUGAAUGCAAUCCUGCAGUCCCUGUUUUCUCUACAGCCAUUUGCUACUGAUCUGCUCAAGCAAGGUAUUCCAUACAAAAGGAUCCCGAUGAAUGCUUUACUCAGACGCUUUGCCUUUCUGCUGGCCAAAAAGGAUGUCUGCAGUGCUGAAAUGAAGAAAGAUUUAUUGAAAAAAGUUAAGAGUGCCAUCUCUGCCACAGCCGAGCGAUUUUCGGGCUACAUGCAGAAUGAUGCCCAUGAAUUUUUGGGCCAGUGCCUUGAUCAGCUGAAGGAAGACAUGGGAAAGCUGAACAAAACCUGGAAGUCAGAACUGUCCUCCGAUGACGCUUCUGGAGUCAAAGCCAUAGAUGACAUCGCUGCAACCCGUGUCUACACCUGUCCGGUCAUUAACAAUUUUGAAUUUGAGGCUCAGCAUUCCAUCAUCUGUAAAAUGUGUGGUGAAACGGUGAUAAAACGGGAGCAGUUCAAUGAUCUCUCCAUUGAUCUACCACGACGAAAAAAGCUAUUACCUUCAAGUUCCAUACAGGAUUCCCUAGAUCUCUUUUUUAGGAUGGAAGAUCUUGAAUAUUCUUGUGAAAAGUGCAAUGGAAAGUCUGCAACUGUAUUACACAAAUUCAGCAGGUUGCCCAGGGUGCUCAUUCUUCAUCUGAAGCGUUACAGUUUCAAUGUGACCCUGGCACUAAAUAAUAAAGUUGGCCAGCAAGUAAUCAUACCUCGAUAUCUCACCCUGUCCUCACAUUGUACAGACUGCACGCGGCCGCCGCUGUCUCUGAUCUGCAAUGCACAGCCUGUAAUGAGUUUCCGUCCAUUAAAAGCCUCACAGAUGGUAAAUUCCUGCACUGCUAAUAAUAAUUCACGAAAACAACCCUUUAAAUCUGCAAGCUACACGCCUCUUUGUCUGGACUCUGAAAGCGAGGACGAGCAUUUAAAGAGAUGUGCGGCCAACGCCCAAAGACUGAGCACCAGUUUGCAGGGAAAAGAGGGCCAAACUGAAGACCAGAAACCAAAAGUAGAAGGCGCCAAAUGCUCGGAGCUCACUGACGCGAGCUUCGAAGACAUGAAUGAUGACGAUUUGAUAGCCGCCGUUCUGGAAAUUAGUAAAAAAGACAGGCCUGUGGAUCAGGAGGACGACAAACUUGCUAGCAGCCCAGACACUGGAUUCGGUGGUGAUGACGACCUGCAGGAAACUGCGGCCACUAUGGAGGUGCUGGAAGAGCAGAAAUCGAAUGUGAUAAAAGAUUCAGGUGUGACCCAGUACACUGAGAUGGUCAAAGACUUUGAUGAGAAUAAAGAGAACAAGACUCCAGAGGCCACUCAGAACGAGGUGGAGUGGAUGCAGUAUGAGCUGGAGAGAGAGCGAGAGGAGCAGGAACUCCAGCAGGCCUUGGCACAGUCUCUUCAAGAGCAGGAGGCUCGAGAGCUAAAGGAGGAUGAUGAUUUAAAGCGAGCUACAGAGCUGAGUUUACAAGAGUUUAAUAUCUCAAUGAUAGAUGGGAUGGUAUCGGAUGAGGAUUCUGGGAAUGAGGACAUUUUCGAGAUGGAGUACACAGAAGAAGAAACCGAGGAACUUAAGAGAAACGCAGAGACAGGAGAGCUUCCCCAUUCAUAUCGUCUGGUCAGUGUCGUUAGCCACAUUGGUAGUUCCUCCUCUUCUGGUCACUAUAUCAGCGACGUGUGCGAUGUAAAAAAACAGACCUGGUUUACAUAUAAUGAUUUGGCUGUAUCAAAGACACAGGAGAACUCUGUUCAGAGUGAUCGAGACAAAAGCGGCUACAUAUUCUUUUAUAUGCACAAAGACAUUUUUGAUGAACUUAUGGAAGAGGAGAAAAAGUCGCAGGUUACAACUGCUGAAGCAAACAGGUCAUCCAGAGCUCUGUGACUCCCCUGAAUUUACAGGACUGUACACUUGCACUGGACUGCGACCUCAAAGGCGCACUCGGCCCAGAGACUUUGAAAAAAAAAAAAAAA